Messenger RNA from Aspergillus pseudoviridinutans, 663 nucleotides. RefSeq lists its product as uncharacterized. The transcript has a single exon. Lineage: Eukaryota; Fungi; Ascomycota; Eurotiomycetes; Eurotiales; Aspergillaceae. The coding region runs from base 1 to 663 and encodes 220 amino acids. The record is from RefSeq and is a predicted model, not a curated record.
AUGGUGCCCACUCCUUCCCGACGUCUCAUAGAUUGGCUUCGACUCCCUAAAGCACCAUCCUGGGGUUUCGUGAUUUACCGCACCACAUACAGCCCUCAAUCCUACCGCCAAUUUCCCCGAAUCAUCGAACUAACAAACUCCCUCAUAAAACGGGAAAUCCUCCACGAAUAUGCAACGUCUAAAGACUCCUAUGCCGGACCCCCCGAAGAACUCAAAAAUGGCUACCAGCUGAUCUGCGCCAAACACCGCCCCAUCAUCAUCGAAGACCGCACCCAGCUCAAUGGCAUCUCGCUCCACGGCGUGCGAUCCCACUACGAAUCCUGGAUCGACGACUACGCCAGCGGUAGAGGAAGAGAGAACUAUAACUGGGGCUACUCUACGCAGCGCCACGUGUGUCUUGUCGUCGACGAGGAGGUGUGUCAGGCCUUAGAAAACGCUGAUACGAAACUCAUCAGAGAGGGCGCGGGGGAGUAUUUAAGAAAGUGGUGGGUGAAGGCCGUUGAGCCUUGGCCGGAGAUUGAUGAGUGGGAACGGGAGGCCACUGGCUUUGAUGGGACGAUGAAGGUCUCUGUUUUUUCGCUUUUUUUCUUGUGGACUGAUAUGGACGAUCCGUACCCGAUGUGGAUGAUGAGAAGGGAUGCGAAUGGGUUGUAUACUGGCUGA